Molecule: messenger RNA, 762 nt
Organism: Aspergillus niger
Lineage: Eukaryota; Fungi; Ascomycota; Eurotiomycetes; Eurotiales; Aspergillaceae
Exons: 1
Coding region: 1-762 (253 amino acids)
Source: RefSeq, a predicted model, not a curated record
AUGCCUCGAUGUCCGUGGGGAGCCAUUGCCCCUGCUGUUCGCAGAGUGAAAUGGCCUGCGAUAUCCCGUAGUCGUGGUAGUCGUAGCAGUCGCAGUCGUAGUGUCGCCGCUCGGAUCCUCCUUCCGCGCUGGGGCAUCACUAUCAGUGGCAUGAGCAUCAUCUCGCUGCUGCAGUGGCCAAUCGUUCGAGCGCCGUCGUUUGGCCGAGUGAACGGAUGGCGACCUGCUCCGGGCGGGAGGAUGGUCCAGCUCGUCUGCAUCAUCGAAGCGACCCGACUCAUCAGUGCUGAACCCGGAAUCAAGGCUGGAUUCGCUGACAUUGCGCGCGUGCUUGCGAGCCUGGGCUUCACGGGCCGCAUGGUCAGCGCAAGUGGACUGCAGGGUCUGCUCGAGCUGACGGUCGGUCUCCAGAGGGUCGAGGUCCAUGAUCGUGGUGGUGCAUCCGAGAUCCGAGGCCAACUGUUGUCCGGGGGGGGAAAUGAUGGGUCAGAUCUUUUGGUUCACACAGGAUCCGCCCGCGCAAGGGAGAAAAAGAGUGGAUGCUAUCAAGUAAAGAGCGACUUACCUCGGUCGCAGCUUCGCGAUCCGUCAUCCCGUCAGUCACAACGUUCCACUUCCACGGGUAAGUAUGGAAGGAUGGAGCAUUGGACACCAGAGCCAGCGAGACAAUGGAUAAAUAAAGAGACAGGCCGCGUGAACCAGAGCGAUGGAGACAGCCAACAGGGAAGCGAACAGACGGGGAAGCCGGAGUGGGGAAGAUAG